Molecule: messenger RNA, 1203 nt
Organism: Pedinophyceae sp. YPF-701
Lineage: Eukaryota; Viridiplantae; Chlorophyta; Pedinophyceae
Source: the annotation of a GenBank genome assembly
AUGGCGACCGCGGUGGUCAGCAAGCCGCAUGUAGAGCCCUCGGCGGCUGGGGAUACCGAGGAUCUCUACACGCGUCUCAAGACGCUCCAGAGGGAGCUCGAGUUUCUCGACAUUCAGGAGGAGUACAUUCGGGAGGAGCAGAAAAACCUUCAGCGUGAGCUUCUGCGUGCUCGGGAGGAGGUGAAGCGCAUUCAGUCCGUGCCACUCGUCAUCGGCCAAUUCCUAGAGAUGGUCGACAAGAACACGGGCAUCGUGGGCUCAACCACUGGAUCGAACUACUACGUGCGGAUCCUGUCCACCCUGAACCGGGAACUGCUGAAGCCGUCAGCUUCGGUGGCACUGCACAGGCACUCGAACGCGCUUGUCGAUGUGUUGCCGCCCGAGGCGGAUUCGUCCAUCAGUCUGAUGGACCAGCAGGAGAAGCCCGACGUCAGUUACAGCGACAUCGGUGGCUACGACAUUCAGAAGCAGGAGAUCAGGGAGGCCGUGGAGCUGCCCCUUACGCACUUCGAGCUGUACCGUCAGAUCGGAAUCGAUCCUCCAAGAGGAGUGCUCUUGUAUGGCCCGCCAGGGACAGGGAAGACGAUGAUGGCAAAGGCAGUGGCGCACCAUACGACGGCCGCGUUCAUUCGCGUCGUUGGAUCAGAGUUCGUGCAGAAGUAUCUCGGCGAAGGGCCCAGGAUGGUGCGAGAUGUCUUCAGGCUCGCGCGCGAAAACUCCCCAGCCAUCAUCUUCAUUGAUGAAGUCGAUGCCAUCGCCACUGCCCGCUUCGACGCACAGACCGGUGCGGAUAGGGAAGUGCAGCGUAUCCUCAUGGAGCUGCUCAAUCAGAUGGAUGGGUUCGAUCAGACAACGAACGUGAAGGUCAUCAUGGCGACCAACCGUGCUGACACGCUUGACCCUGCGCUGCUGCGACCAGGGCGCCUGGAUCGCAAGAUCGAAUUCCCGCAGCCCGACAGGCGGCAAAAACGUCUCAUCUUCCAGGUCUGCACUGCGAAGAUGAACCUUGCUGCCGAUGUCGACUUGGAAUCAUUCGUGUCGAGGCCGGACAAGAUUUCGGCGGCGGACAUUGCGGCCAUUUGCCAGGAGGCGGGCAUGCAGGCGGUGAGGAAAAACCGCUACAUGGUGACAUCAAAGGACUUCGAGAAGGGCUACCAGUCUCACGUGCGCAAGUCAGACAACGACUUCGAGUUUUACAAGUAA